GUAGCGAGGAGGCGGAGCCCGGAAGAAAGCAGCAUGGCGGCGCUGGACAGUGACAGCGACGAGGACUUGGUCAGCUAUGGGACAGGUUUGGAGCUGCUGGAAGAAGGUGCGAGCCAGAUUGGUCUCUCGGGCCUGUGGAAAACAGGCCGGGGUUCCAGGAUUCGAGGCGAAAAUGCACAACCCUGUGCCGGGCCUUGGCUGGCCCCGGGGAAAGACUUGCUAGUUACGGGCGCUCGGAACAGCGACAAGGGAGGCGUGCGCCGUGCUUUUGGGGCGCUCAAGUUAUCUGUUGGUUUUGAAUUGCUGAGAAAAAUGGGUUGGAAGGAAGGACAAGGAAUUGGCCCCCGAGUAAAGAGAAAACCACGUCAACAAAAACCUGAUCCUGGAGUAAAAAUCUAUGGCUGUGCAUUACCCCCUGGAGGGUCGGAAGGCUCUGAGGAUGAAGAUAAUGACUACCUGCCAGAAAAUGUGACCUUCGCACCCAAAGAUGUCAUGCCUGUGGAUUUCACACCUAAAGAUAAUGUACACGGACUGGCGUACAAGGGCCUGGAUCCCCACCAAGCGUUGUUUGGGACUUCGGAAGAGCCUUUUAAUCUUUUCUGUGGGGGACCCGCGGGGACCAGUAAUCUUCUUGGAGAUAUUGGAGUGAAUAAAGGAAGAAAAUUGGGCAUUUCAGGCCAGGCUUUUGGUGUUGGUGCCCUGGAAGAGGAAGAUGAUGAUAUCUAUGCCACAGAAACCUUAUCCAAAUAUGACACCAUUCUGAAGGAUGAGGAGCCUGGAGAUGGGCUGUAUGGCUGGACAGCACCCAAGCAAUAUCAAAGUCAGAAAGAAACAGAGAAAGCUCUUCGCUACGUUGGCAAAAUAUUGGAUGGAUUUUCCUUGGCUUCUAAACCUUUAUCUUCUAAGAAAAUUUAUCCACCACCUGAAUUGCCAAGAGACUAUCGACCGGUGCAUUAUUUCAGACCCGUGAUAGCUGCAACCUCAGAGAACUCCCACUUACUUCAAGUAUUAUCAGAGUCAGCUGGAAAGCCAGUACAAGACUCAGGGACACAUAGUAGACACCAACUGAAUGCCUCCAAGAGGGGAGAGUUGCUAGGAGAAACACCUAUUCAAGGUAUGUGCAAUGGAGAAGAUAAUGAUGUGAAUGAUAAGCAGUCGGCUGUGAAGAUGAAGAUGUUUGGGAAGCUUACUCGAGAUACCUUUGAAUGGCACCCUGACAAGCUCCUAUGUAAGAGGUUUAAUGUCCCUGACCCUUAUCCAGAUUCAACUUUAGUUGGCUUACCAAGAGUGAAACGUGACAAAUACUCCGUCUUCAACUUUCUGGCGCUCCCAGAGACAGCUUCCUUGCCCACAACUCAAGAAUCAAGUGCAAAAGUACCACAGCUCCAAGGCCCUGACAAAUCCAGAAAACCAUCCAGAUGGGACGCAUCUAAACAAGAAAAGAAAGAGGAUUCCAUCAGUGAAUUCUUAAGUUUGGCUAGAUCAAAAGUUGGUCCACCUCAACAAGAGUCCAGUCCAUUAGUAAACAAAGAGGGAGACCAAGUGAAGGAAUCACUCUCAGAUAAGCUGGUAAACAAAGGUGAGGAUUCACAGGCUGAAGGAGAAGGGAGCCGCCCAUCCAUGGACUUAUUCAAGGCCAUCUUUGCCAGCUCCUCAGAAGAAAAGUCCUCAUCCUCUGAGGAUGAGCAGGGUGACAGCGAGGAUGACCAGGAGGGCACUGGGGAGGCCGACUUCAAAAGUCCUCAAGAGGCCGACUUGGUGGAAACCCCUGCGGCUCACACCAAUGAGCUGGCCCCACAGGAGCCUGUAACUUCCUUCCUGAUACCAAAGAUGCAGAUUGAUGAAAGAGAAGAGUUCGGCCCACAGCUGCCUCCCGUCUUCUGCCCCAAUGCUCGUCAGAAACUUGAGGCUCCUCAAAAAGAGAAACAUAAAAAGAACAAAGAAAAACACAAGACCAAGAAAGAGCACAAACGGAGGAAAGAGAAGAAAAAGAAACACCGGAAGCACAAACACAAAGGAAAGCAAAAGAAUAAAAAAUCAGAGAAGAGUAGUAGUUCUGAGAGCACCGACAGCAGUGACAGCCAGAGUGAUGAAGAAGGGACGGCAGACAUGUCACCUCAGGAACUGCUGAGACGGUUAAAGAGUCUUCCACUAAGGAGGCAGUAAUUGAGUUCUGCCCUGGCCUGUCCCAAUACCACAUCUCUAUGAUGGAAGCUUGUUGAUUACUCAGUUACUACAGUGUACAGAUUGUAUUUAUAUGUAAAUUCAUGCUGUAAAAUAAUUUUUAAAACCUUGACAUUUCAAAGGCUGCCUUGGAAGGUUGCAGAAAUUGGUUUCUAUUUUUAACUUCAGUUAGUGUCAAGGAAGAUAUUCAGACUGUGUACAGUUCAAUUAAAAUGAAAUUUUUCUAUUUU
Hipposideros armiger (great roundleaf bat) is the source of this 2414-nucleotide messenger RNA. RefSeq names its product G-patch domain containing 1 (gene GPATCH1). Bases 34 to 2166 code for a protein of 710 amino acids. Gene Ontology annotation, molecular function: RNA binding. Lineage: Eukaryota; Metazoa; Chordata; Mammalia; Chiroptera; Hipposideridae. The record is from RefSeq and is a predicted model, not a curated record. The transcript is spliced from 15 exons. Gene Ontology annotation, cellular component: nucleus.